GCUGUCACAUCUCCUGCGUCACUACUACACGCUGCCCGUCUGCGAAGAGUUUACAUUCAGUGCACGGAGAGAAACAAACACACACUCACUCACACAGACACACACACACUGCAGGAGCACAGCGCCAUGGCGUCGGCCAGUGUUGUGGGGCAGCACCCGGGUCAGCACCGGCUGGAUUCGGACCAGUCGCUCUUUGUCUUCAAACUGACCGGCGUCAGGAAGAAGAUCACGCCGCCGAGGAAAGCCUCCCGGGAGAAGCUGAUGUUCCGGAGGAGGUCGGGCAGCGGCGGGGAGAGCGGCUCCGUCCCCGGUGUGGAGGCAGCGGGAAGUCAAGCGGGAGAAGCGGAGCCGCCGAGGGGAGGAAUGAUGCCCGGGGAAGGACACGGAGCUGCGCCACGUAGCCCGGACCGGGAGGACAGCUCCGACAGGCCCGGGGCCCGGGACAGUGAAACACGGCUCAUCCCCGCCGCUGAGCGCAACAUCCCCCUUGACUCCAACCAGAACACCGGUGGUCGCAGGGGAGCUUCGCUCAAGAGGUCGGGCAUCACUGUCAUGCACAGCGACGUCAGCUGCCGGCACCGAGACCGGGAGUCACGGAACGGAGACAGCGGGCAUGAGAGCAGCUCCUCGUCCGUGUCAGCGCCGGGAGACAGCGGAGGUCUCCCGCGGCUCACUCAGGCCCGGAGCGGGGUGGUGAGACUGGCCCGCCUCGAGCCUUCCCGCAGGGAGGCCUGGUCCAUCUUCCCCCAGGGGCUGGACCCCCGGGUGAGGACCGAGAAGGGUGAAGGACACAGGUUCGAGUCCAAGCCCGUCACGCAGGACUGGUGUGACGCCUGUAGCCAUAAGAUCACGGCUCAGGCACUCAAAUGUCAAAACUGCAGCUACACCUGUCACCUGGAAUGUCAGCGUCAGGUCCAGCUGGACUGCAACCAGAGGGACAGACAAGGGGACAAAACUCCUUCUCCCAGCAGCAUCCGCUCCUCCACAGGCCCUCAGCACAAGCCGACUGAGACGAAGGAGGAAGAGGAGGGAGGGACGAAAGAGCUGUCGGCGGAAGAGGUGCGGACCAGGAUAGAAGAGUACAACGCUCAAGUCACUGAAAAUGGCAUGAAACUGGCUUCAGAUGGAUCCUUCACAGGUUUCAUUAAGGUCCACCUGAGGCUCAGUCGACCAGUCACAGUCCCCUCUGUGGAGGCGGCGGGUUCAGAGGGAGCGCCCCGGCAGACGGCCGGUAGGGAUCGAGCGACGUCUGAGGAACAAGAGGAGACGGACUGCGGUCAGAUUGAAAAGAGAACAUCCUUCUACCUACCAAGCGACUGUGUGAAGCAGCUCCACAUCAGAUCUCAGACCACCACCCGAGAGGUCAUCCAGGCCUUGCUGAAGAAGUUCAUGGUGCUGGACAAUCCCAGCAAAUUCGCAUUGUACAGGCAGAUGCACCGCGACGGACAGGAUCUCUUCCAGAAGCUUACUCUGUGUGAGCGUCCUCUUCUUCAGAGGUUGGUUGCCGGGCCUGAACCAGAGCAGCUCACCUUUGUCCUGAAGGAAAAGGAGACUGGAGAGGUGCAGUAUCAUGCGUUCUCUGUCACUGAGCUCCAAAACUUCCUGGUAUUCCUGGGGAAAGAGGAGGCGGAGCGCGUGCGGGCAGUGGGGCAUAAAUAUGCCAUGUACCGACAGAAGCUACAACAGGCCCUGCGACAACAUGACCCCUGACCCCCUCACCUGCUACCUUAUGACCUCUAUUCAGGGAGAGACUGACGCAGCCAUCUAUUCAGAGACUGGGGCCGGAGCUGAACUUGUGUCCGUCCCCGUCCCCGUCCCCCCUCCCCCUCCACAUCCAUACACACACACACACACACACACACAGACGUGCACACUUUCUCAGGACGUAUUCAACCCCCCCCCCCCCCCACAAGCUCCAUUAUCUCCCUGAGGAGAGAAUCGGGGGUUGGCGGCGGCGUGAGACUCUACAGGGUGUGUGGUCUGCUCGCUGGUCGGACAUGUAGUGUUUUCAUUGCCAAGGACACAAACAGAAAGUUCCGAACACUUUCUGUGGGUGAGACUUGAGAUUUCAUUUGGGACUGAUGUGAAUCAAUGGUGUUUUUGAAGACUCCACCUUCUUCUGCUACUGCUGCUGCUGCUACUGCAAGUGUUACUUAUGCAUGAGUCUCUCAGCUCAUCCCCUCUGCACAUAGUUAGAAUAGAAACAGAAGGCAUGAUUACUUUUUGCUGCAUCUGUGUGGGAUGGAAGGACAAUCAUACUGUGUGCUUCUCUUUUUUGAUAUCAGAACCGGUGUGCAUAGGGUUCUCACAGGAUGCUUGAUUGGAAUAUGUGUGAAUUUGUGUGUGUGGGGGGGGUUACUUUGAGGUACUUGCCAAUCUUGGAGCCCAUUGGCUAUCGAAUGAUGACGAUUGAAGGCCUGGUCACACCUGAUUGGUCAAACUAGAGACAGAAACAAGAAGGCUUCCAGCCCCAAAACCAUGUCCCUCGCCCACGGAUUCUGCAGAUACACAAGCAGAAUCUGUUUAUAGAGGUUAGGUUCUGGCUACCAGGGCUUUACCUUAAACAAAGGGUAGGAAGCAGACAGUUGUGUUUGUUUUCAACGCUUAGAACAAGAAGGAAUGGAAGGAAAGAAAGCGAGAUCCACUCUCUCAGGGAGCAUGUGUUGAGCAAAGAGCAAACUUAAAGUAGGAAAGAGAAGCCUCACCCUACUUCAGUUCUCAUCUGUUCAGUUAAAUGCCAUGUGAAGGACCUGUGUGUGAAGAGGGAUCUUCAGUCAGACUCGGUUAUCACCUUUCUCCUUGCUCCUUUAAAAGGCACAUGAUCCAAACUGAGACACCCCCCCCCCCCCCCCCCCGAAUCCUGAUCUAACCCACCUUGCAUGAACUCCACCUGCAAAUACAGGGACAGGACAAUUUACAGAUUUUACACUUUGCAUACAACGUUAUGGGAUAUGGGUUGUAACUGAAUGUGAGAGGAGUUUUGUUUAGACCAAAGCUUAGAGGAUCAGAUCUAUUGACAGAAUUUUAAAGGGAACAGAGACAUUUUGGAAGUUUAUUGAAUUAAAGGUAGGUUAUGUAAAAAUGAAACCCGCUUCUGUUUUGCACAUAUUGAUACAGGUCACUGAAUGGCCCACAACUCUGGGGUCUGGGCAUGCAUUUCUGUUUUCCUUUUCUUUUUAUCUUCCCACCUUUCACCCAAAAAAAGAAACUAUAAAAUUCUAUAAAAUGCAUAAUAAUGGCUAUGAUGUACCAACGAUGUGUUUGUAAUGCAUAUGUGUUAUGACACUGGAAAAAGAGAGACAAGGUUUAACUUUGUCGUUAUUACAGAUAUUAAUAUUCCUUUGGUAUCGUGUGUGUGUGUGUGUGUGUGUGUGUGUGUGUGUGUGUGUGUGUGUGUGUGUGUGUGUGUGUGUGUGUGUGUGUGUGUGUGUGUGUGUGUGUGUGUGUGUGUGUGUGUGUGUGUGUGUGUGUGUGUGUGUGUGUGUGUGUGUGUGUGUGUGUGUGUUCUUUUAGGGCAAUGUGAAUUUUGUUUCAUGCUGAGUGUGUCAUCAGCACUCCAUAAUUGGGCCUCACUUACCAAAUAUUAGAACAUAUAGCACAGUUAGUGCACAUUUAGUAUCAGACAACUAUAACAUUACAACUGGGUUGUUUUGGAAAAUGUGUAAAAACAGAGUGCGUUUAAAAAAAAUAUUUACAGAACACUUCCACACAUCCUGAUGGUUCUUUAUUUAUUCCGUGCGCAUACUGAUAAAUGAGGCCCGUUGUCCAUAAGCACAUGCUUCUCAGUGAUCCUAGACCCUGUCUAACAUCACCACCCAAAGCCCAAGCUGUUCUGCUGGCAGUGCCUUUUGUUUCAUGUGUUAUCCCUCCUGUGCAUACGCUGUGUUUCAGCACACAGGUGCCUGAGUGUGUGUGGGUGGUUUUGCACGUGUGUUGGACGGUGUUGUAAAUCUUUUCCCUUGUCCCCCUAUCUCCUUAACACGUGUGUCUGUCCAACAAAUCCUGUCUGUUUGUGUGUGUGUUAUUUAUUAUAUUUCACACCAUCCACAUGAUAAACAUUAUGUGUAGGAUGUUGAGACUUAAAGCAUUUUUUUGGCAAUUCAUUUUGUUUUAUUUGAACAAGUGUGUAUAGAUAUAUCGGUAGAACUGUACAGAAUAUCAAAAUAAAAUAAACAAGGUCAUCUCUUUA
Messenger RNA from Platichthys flesus (European flounder), 4189 nucleotides. RefSeq names its product Ras association domain family member 5 (gene rassf5). The transcript is spliced from 6 exons. The coding region runs from base 127 to 1710 and encodes 527 amino acids. The record is from RefSeq and is a predicted model, not a curated record. Gene Ontology annotation, biological process: signal transduction. NCBI's taxonomy places the organism in Eukaryota, Metazoa, Chordata, Actinopteri, Pleuronectiformes, Pleuronectidae. Gene Ontology annotation, cellular component: nucleus.